GACAAGGCAGACGGGUUCUCUCUCACACCUUUGACUGUUUCUGGGGGAAAGGCUGCCUUCAUACCUGAGAGAGAGACAGAGACACAGAGAUCGAGAUUAGAGAAAGGGACAGAGAGAGAGAGACACACACACACACAGAGGGAAGGCUUAACCGAGUGGACCCAGCGAGUCGACACCUCCAGCGUCCGCAGGGAGAGGACAGGAGGAGCGGGGUGGGAGGCUCGGCGAGUCAAGCCGCCCCCACUCCCCAACCCCGAUCCCCCGCGACCACCUUUUCCAAUGGCUCGCCCCUCCGCCGCCGCCACCCCAGCGAUGCUGCCGGCGAGCGGCUUCGGCUUCGGCUUCCCACCGCAGAAUUUCGCCCGGGUGGUGGUCUGGGAAUGGCUGAACGAGCACGGCCGCUGGAGACCGUACAGCGCGGGCGUGUGUCACCACAUCGAGAACAUCGUCAAGUGCAAUGCCAGGGGGAGUGUGGUGCUGGGCCAGGCGGAGGCACAGCUCUCCCCUUAUAUCAUUGACCUGCAGUCCAUGCACCAGUUCCGGCAAGACACAGGAACCAUGCGUCCAGUACGAAGAAACUUUUACGAUCCCUCCUCUGCUCCAGGAAAAGGGAUAGUGUGGGAAUGGGAAAAUGACAGCUGCUCCUGGACUCCGUAUGACAUGGACAUUUGUAUAACCAUUCAGAAUGCGUAUGAGAAACAGCAUCCUUGGUUAGACCUGACUUCUCUAGGAUUCUGUUACAUUAUUGACUUCAACAGUAUGUGUCAGAUGAACAGACAGACCCAGAGGAAGCGCCGACUGCGCCGGCGUAUGGACCUGGCCUAUCCUCUGACGAUGGGUUCGAUCCCUAAAUCCCAAUCCUGGCCUGUCGGUGCCCAGUCGGGUCAGCCUUGCAGCUGCCAGCAGUGCGUCCUGGUGAACAGCACCAGGGCAGCCUCCAAUGCCAUCCUGGCAUCCCAGCGGCGGAAAGUUUAUUCUGCCACCAACGGGACUCUUACUGUGCGCCAGAGCAGCUCCUACAGCGGCGCCGCUUUGUGGUCGACGGCCAGCACAACCGGGAGCACACCUCCAAAGUCGGAGCAGACCCGUUCUCCCACGACAACUCAACUGUCCCCAAUCUCCCAAAGCCAAAGCACCACCACAGCGACACCAAUACCAGGCCAGAACAACCUGAAUAGACCGGGUACCCAGAGGUCAGCAGUGGUCAGCACGAGGGCUUCAAUUCCUCCAGGUGUUCCUGCUCUCCCAGUGAAAAAUCUAAAUGGAUCUGGUCCUGUCCACCCAGCACUUGCAGGUAUGACUGGGAUUCUAAUGUGUGCAGCUGGUCUUCCAGUGUGUCUGACUCGGGCUCCCAAGCCGAUACUUCAUCCACCACCUGUUAACAAGAGUGAAAUCAAGCCAGUGCCGGGAAUAUCUGGUAUCUGCAGAAAAACUAAGAAGAAGCAUCUGAAAAAAGGAAAAUCCCCAGAGGACGUGGUGCGAAGGUAUAUGCAGAAGGUCAAGAAUCCGCCAGAUGAGGAUUGCACCAUCUGUAUGGAAAGGCUGGUCAGCUCAUCGGGCUACGAAGGUGUCAUGAGUCUGAAAGGAGUGAAACCGGAAUUGGUUGGAAAGCUCAGUAAAUGCAGUCACAUGUAUCAUCUCCUGUGUCUUGUGGCCAUGUACAACAAUGGCAAUAAGGAUGGCAGCCUGCAGUGCCCGACUUGCAAGGCCAUUUAUGGGGAGAAAACUGGAACACAGCCACCCGGGAAGAUGGAGUAUCAUGUGAUCCCACACUCACUGCCUGGAUACCCAGAAUUCAAAACUAUUCGCAUUGUCUAUGACAUCCCAGCAGGACUACAAGGUAUUGAACAUCCCAAUCAAGGAAAGAAGUUCACAGCCAGAGGCUUUCCACGACACUGCUAUCUGCCUGAUAAUGAGAAAGGCCGCAAGAUCCUGAAGCUCUUGAUUGUGGCAUGGGAUCGCAGGUUGAUUUUUACCAUUGGAACAUCCAACACCACUGGAGAAACGGAUACUGUAGUAUGGAAUGAAAUCCAUCAUAAAACAGAGUUUGGAUCAAAUUUAACUGGACACGGCUACCCAGAUCCUAACUAUUUGGAAAAUGUCCUUGCAGAGCUGUCUGCCCAAGGAGUCGUGGAAGACUGCAUAAAGGACUGAGAAGAGGACUUGAAGAACUAAUCAAUAAGAUUUUUGGACACAGAGUAUCUUACCCUGCAAAGUACAUUACUAGGGUUUAAAUAUGCUUUGCUUUACUGCCUUGACCACUACUUUGUUAAUGCCAGUUCAGGCUAGUUAAAACCAGACUGUGUUGGCCUGAUUCAGUUUACUGGUGGCAAAUUACAGUGAUAUACUGUGCAAGUUUGUGUCUGUUAUUCCUUAUGGAAAGACCUCCACAAUAUUAACAAUUAGAGACAGUUAAAACAAGAGAAAGCGAGGGCUGUUGCGCCGACAGUUAAUUGCACUGGUCAUUCCUUUAAAUAAGAACAGAAAUGUUUUCCAUUUGAUUGAAUCAUACACAGUGCACCUUCUGCUAUAACGUAGCUAACUGUGCACAGAGGCAAAAAAAAAGCGUCUGUUUAGUUGUCGGAAUGCUGGCAUCAGUCAACAUGUCGCUUCCUAGAAAUCAUAAAGCCGUACGUGAAACAUGCAGCAUUUUCGUAAAUAACCUGUGUACAUCUCUCAGGGAUGUCAGUCUUUUUGCUUGAGUGUGUCUCUGUAAAUAAUGUACAGUGGACAGAAGAAAGCAGAAAGUAGCUUUGCACGUGAAAACUGUAUGGCUUAAAAAGUGCCCAUUUUAUCUUAUUUUACCAUACGGACAGCAAAAUCAUAGAGCAUUUUAAAACCAUUUUGACUAAGGUGGUUUAAAUUUAAAGACACUGCUUAUCAAGCGUUGUUCAGAAAUAAAUAAGGGCUUGUUCUGUGUUAAAAUCUGUCUCGUUACACCAUUAGUCCAGCUAACUAUUAGUGUCCUGGUAGCCCACGUUGCAUGUCAGUAACAAUUAAUACAUAUGUCCUCAGUCGAGGUUGUUUAUUUAAAGUUAACUUUUGUAACUUUAGAUGUUGCUAUACUUCGUAGCCAAGUAUGUCACAGUCUUAACUGCAUCAAUUACGUCUACUGUGUUUUGUAGACUAUUAUGUCAAUGAAAUUGGCAGUGAAUGUACCAGAGGCCGAGACAUUUCCUUUUCAUUAAUGUGGAUUUUUCUGUUUUUAAUUUUAAAACAAUGACUCCAGUUCCACAUGCAACUCAAUGUACGUACUUAGCUGUCAGAUUAUGUGAAAAGAUUACUUCACAGUAGGGGGUGAUGGUGGUGUGGGGGCAGCAGGGAGUCCUGGGAUGUUGCUUUUAAGAGGAUCUCAAAAGACACAACAGCUAUACAAUCCAGCCCAACGGCAGACAUUGGAAAGUACUGGUGCCAAAUACAGUCACUUGAUCAGAAAAUGGAUGCGUACUGACAUUUGGGAUGGAUUCUUCUGUCAGACCGAGGUAGUGUAGAGUGGAAUGUUACAGAGCUAUGAACAGUUUACAAAUGGCAAUAGCUAUGGAAGUGUUCAAUAUUAUUCUGAUACAGCUGUCAAAUCCAUUGUGUUCACAGUCAUCGCUGGUGAACGUAAUGUACACCAAAUGCUGUUUCUGCAAGUUACAUUCUCGUUGCUGGCUUGUUUGACAUUCAAAUAUGAAAUCUAUUGCCCAAAAAAAAAAUUGAAGGGAAAGUAAAUGAUCUUAGUAGAGGUUAUUGACAUUUCCAUUGAGGUUAAGAGUCACAGUAGCUCAAAGGUGAGUAACAUGUACUCAAUAGCCUAGGUGUUUUGAAGGAUGCUGGGUAAAAUGGCAAUCUCUCCUGAAUUAAGACAAUUUUUGAAAAAAAAUGACAAUUGCUUUGUUGAUAAAAAUGUGCAAGCAAAACAAAGAAACAUUUAAUUCCUAAAGUGAAAAGAGAUGUUGGAGAGUUUCUAGUAAGCACACUAAUCUUGAAACUAAAUGACAAAGAGUUUUUUAUUAAUUUAAAUAGUUGCUCAAUAAUUUUCACCUGUAGGCAAAAGUGGAGCUGCUCAAUCUGUUCUCACAGCAAACCCCUGUCUGCUAGAGAAUGAUGUCCUCAUGUUCUAUUCUGAUGACACCAUUAUAAUCUUUGUCACACCCAAGAAGUGCCAUAGAAAUGCACUAAAAGACCAGCAAAUUCACUGCAUUUGAUUCUGCACAUAUGUCUGAAACCAUAAAAACUGUUAACUGCACGUAUGCUAAAUUUACCAGAGAAAUCAAUCUGGCAGCAUUAGAAUCAGCAGUGGUUGGUGCCAAUGGAACUACAAGCAAUAUUGCAUAUAACAGAUUUUGGAACAUUCACUUUUAUAUGGAAACAAAGACAUUAACAAAGCAAGUGUAAAUAGCAUAUUGAAUCCAGUGUAUUUUACAAAGUAGAAGGGCAAUACCCAUUAUAUAGACCUAGGCAGGUUCAAUUUAAAAGGUAUUAAAUUGAGCACAUAUAAUCAAAGCAAUCCCAGUGGUAUUGGAAAGUACAAGGUAUUUUGGUUAACUCACAUUUUGAAGGUUAAAUAUAAAUCACUGUUAUUUUAGAACCUUAAAUCUGAAGAUGUUAAGUUAGAAAGUGUGACAAAUGAUUUAUUUUGUUAUUAUAUUUACAUAACAAGUUGAAAUUGAGUCAGUGAUGAGGCCUAUUACAAAGUUGGCAAUAUCUCUUCUACUCAAGUGACCAAUGGGCUAUGAAUUUAAAUUCUCCUUUCUACUUUUGUGAGGAACAGCCAAUGAUUAGGCUAAAUAGAGAAGAUAUUUAUUAAAGGAUUAAAUUAAUUAAAAUUAGCCUUUAAAAUAAAAAGCAUAAAAAUAUAAGUCACCCAUGUAUUUUUUUUUAGAUUCAAACAAAUUAUAGGUAUAUUUGCCAAGCAAUUUAAUGAAUUUCAUUUCUGAUGAUAAGAAGUAAUACAUUUGUGAAGAGGGGUCUUAUAAUUGUCAGCACUUUGUAAGCCUAAAUAAGUUCCACAAGACAAAAAGCAUGCAUAAAGGUCCCAUCAUUUGCAGAGGAUUUCAUUACAUCCUAAACUUUAGCAUUAUUGUAUGGCUCUCUCACAAAUACUUCAAAUAUACAUUGACACUGAUGAGAAUUAAUCUGUUUGGUAUACUAAAAGAGCAACUUUGUAAGAAUGCAGAGAAAAAGGGAAAAUGCUGGAAAUCAUCCAAUGUGUGCCACUUUCUGUGGAGGCUGAUGAAGAUUAUUGGUCCGAAAGGUAAAAUUUGUUUCUCUCUGCACAGAGACUGCUUGAAAUGCUGAGUAUUUUCAGCAUUUUCUGUUUCUUAGGUUUUCAGCAUCAUUAGUGCUUUGUUCUUGGUUUUUGUAAAGCGCAGAUUCCAGCUUUGUUGUCUUUGGCUAGUUAAUGUUGUUUUUCCCUGGGAAAGCAAGUUGUACUGGUCGUUGACACAUAACACUAAUUAAGAAAUUGGGGAAAGACGUAGUUUGCUCUCGAGUGAUGAAUUAUUCUUGUUGUUACCUUCCCAAUUAGUACAGUGUCAUCAAUAUUCCACUGAGCCUCUUGCCUGGAAGCUACUCACAAUUUGCCAGGAAUAACUUAGCAGUAAAACAGACAGAGCAGUAAGAUGAUAGGAAAUUGUGGUUGAUUUUCCAUUAGUGCAUUUUGUAAAACUCAUUAAUUUUCUAGUGUUACAUUUUAUUUGCCAUUUUCUCUAUCAUUUUAGUCAGUGUUGUUUGACACAACUUGUUGCCACCUUGAAACUUUGCAGUGUAGAUUCCUUAAUUCCCUACCAUCCCCAUACGUUUGUGUUCAAAAUCAAGGUGAGUUACUAAAACAAAAACCGAAAGAAUUGCAGAUGCUAGAAAUCAGAAACAAAAACUUGCAACAGCUCAGCAGGUCAGGCAGCAUCAGUGGAGAGAAAUUAGAGUUAAUGUUUCGGGUCCAGUGACCCUUCCUCAGAACACGAAAAAUGAACUUAAGUAACGCUGAGAUAAACAGCCAAUCAGCAAUUUGUAAAAUUUCAGACCUAGCAUCAGUCUGCAGUAUUCAAUCAGCCUUGAUCAAAUUGAAUGUCAUGGGGAGCUCAAUGGCUUCUUCCUAUUCCAAUACUAGCAUCCAUUGGCCUAAUCUUAAACCAACGAACUGUGCAGAAAAGCCACAGGAUAAGGUGGAACAUUGUUGCUAAAUCAAUGUUGACUUCAAUAUAAAGUCAACCAAGGUGUGAAAUGUGUUGAAUCAGACAUUGUCAGUUAACUAAAGGAUAGAUGGAUUCAAAAUUACCGCUAUGUGACUGUGUAGGAUAAUGGUCAUGGAUGUAACAUUGAGUUCAACUUUAGUCACAAAUGUUUCAUUUUAGGAAAAUUGUUGUGAAAUAAAAGUUAAUUAUGUUGAAAGGAAAAUGAUAAAUCAAAGGUAGCUGGAAGGAAAGAAACAGAAAAUCAGGAUUGAAAUGUAGCCAUUCACUUCGAUCUUUACAUUUGUCACAUUAAAGUGAAAGACAAUAAACACAAAGUUGGAAGCCUUUGCCUUUGGAACACAUUUUGUCAGAAGUUCCAGAUUUUUAAAUGGGGCCUAGUUUCUGGAGAAGGUCUUAGAUCUUCAGCCUUCUUUACAACUCCCACGUUUUUCGUUUUCUUGCGAGCAAACAAGAAAACCAACAGGACUCUUAACAGUCUGAUAUAGUGCCAUUGUAGCUAAACAUAGAUACUGUCACAUUUAUUGCCUGCAUAUAUUUGCCUUACGUGGCAUAGCUAUUGUAAAUGGCAUUGGGAGUUCUAGGCUAUUUCAAUAACCAGGCAAGUGUUUCUCACAAAUCUGGUUGCUGCACAACCCUUAUAAGAAAGGGAGCUUUAAAGAUCCAGGCAGAAAUUACUGCUAUGAUUAUAGAUUAUGUGACAUGGCUACUCUUUAAUCAACAGUACAAAAAUAUUCUCUAGAAAUGAAGAAAAGUAUGUCAAAAUUUGAAAUGGGAAUGAAUAGCAUAAAAUAAAGACUUUAAUUCAACAUAAACUUACAAAGCCACUCGAUGUGGAUUCAAUGAAUCACAGCUUAUAUGAUUUAUUCAUCCAGAGAAAUCUGGUUGGAGCCCUUGAGCCAAGUGUAAAUGUUUUUACUGUUACUUUAAUAAACUGAACUUUAUACUCAAUAUGUGAACAACAAUGUUAAAUAUCACACUUGUUUUGAUGCCAUUGAGACAUUUAUGAUAUAUUUUACACUUUGAAGGAAACAAUGCAUCCUAGGUUCUAAAUAAGAUAUCAAAUAUGAGUAGCAUUAUAAAAAGACAAGUUUAUUGAAGUGGGUUCAAAUAACUAGUCAAUAUAUCCAUGCAAUAUAUUUUUAAAUUAUGUUAAAAUGAAAGUGUUCCUUGAAGAAUAAUGGGUGCCCUAAGCAUAUUGCUGUGAGGUACAUUAAAAAUUUCACUGAAUUUGAAUGCCGAACAUCUAACUUUAAACUCAGCCACUUCGGAUUUUGUGGAGAUAAACCCUAUCUGAUUCAUAUAUAACUCCAGAUUAUGUAAAGUGCUUCACAUUUGAAAAGAAUGAGACAUGUAAAUAUUUGUGUCCUGUUCUAGUUUUGAGGAGAGAUUGCCUUGGGGGAAAUGUGAUGUGUUGUGUUAUAUUUCAUGCAAUCUGCACAAUAUUGAUGUAGAUUUUGAUACUGCAAAAUGCGAUAUGGAUCACGGAUUCUUUCUUCCAUGACUAUGUCUUGUGUUGUUAUUUACUCACCAGCUCAUCUUGAAUUUAUGUAAUGAACUCAUACAAUAUGUAUAAACUAU
Hemiscyllium ocellatum (epaulette shark) is the source of this 7757-nucleotide messenger RNA. Its product is annotated as E3 ubiquitin-protein ligase DTX1-like. Gene Ontology annotation, cellular component: nucleoplasm. Lineage: Eukaryota; Metazoa; Chordata; Chondrichthyes; Orectolobiformes; Hemiscylliidae. Bases 280 to 2154 code for a protein of 624 amino acids. Gene Ontology annotation, molecular function: zinc ion binding; ubiquitin protein ligase activity. The record is from RefSeq and is a predicted model, not a curated record. Gene Ontology annotation, biological process: Notch signaling pathway; protein ubiquitination. The transcript has 9 exons.